GCCGACUACAUGAUCUACAGAACGGCUGAGGACGGUUGCCUGGUGCCAUUAGCAAGCGGCAAGUAUGGCGGUAGCGCGAGCCGACGGAGCUGUGACUCCGGGAGAAGGAUCAGUGGUGAACUGGUCAGGGCAGGGACUACAGAAAUUAGGUCCCAACUUGCCCUGUGAAGCUGAUGUUCACACAUUGAUUCUGGAUAAAAAUCAGAUUAUUAAACUGGAAAAUCUAGAGAAAUGCAAACAGUUAAUACAGUUGUCAGUGGCUAAUAAUCGGCUGGUUCGGAUGAUGGGCGUGGCCAAACUUACUCAACUCCGGGUGUUAAAUUUACCUCAUAAUAGUAUUGGCUGCGUGGAAGGACUGAAGGACCUAAUCCAUUUGGAAUGGCUGAAUUUAGCAGGAAAUAAUCUGAAGACCAUGGAGCAAAUCAAUAGCUGCACAGCGCUACAGCACCUGGACUUGUCGGACAAUAGCAUACCCCAGAUAGGUGACCUGUCAAAACUGGUGUCUUUGAAGGUAAGGGGUCUUCUGUCACCUCUUAAAAUGAUCACAAAUAAAAAGUUACUAAAGAUGUGGUCUUAUUGGCAUAAACUCAGCCUGCCAUAUAUUAUCUCGUUCUUGGCCUCUCUCAGUGAGUUGGAGCAGUUGUCAAUCAUGAACAAUCCUUGUGUGAUGGCAACACCGUCCAUUCCAGGAUUUGACUAUCGGCCGUACAUUGUCAACUGGUGCUUAAACCUCAGAGUACUGGAUGGAUACGUGAUUUCUCAGAAGGAAAGUUUGAAAGCUGAAUGGCUUUAUAGUCAAGGCAAGGGACGAGCAUAUCGGCCUGGCCAGCAUAUCCAGCUUGUGCAGUACCUGGCUACAGUCUGUCCUCUUAUUUCUGCACUGGGCCUUCAGACUGCAGAGGAUGCCAAACUCGAGAAGAUUCUGAGUAAGCAGAGGUUCCACCAGAGGCAGCUGAUGAACCAAAGCCAAAAUGAAGAGUUGCCUUCUCUUGCUCCUGUUGAAACAAGAGCACCCCUUACCCCUGAGUGCUCAAGCCCUGUUCAAGAUUUCCAGGAAAGCGAGCCUGUUCUCCAAAUCAAUUCUUGGGUUGGGAUAAGCAGUAACGAUGAUCAGUUCUAUGCUGUUAAGAAUAACUUCCCAGCCUCUGGACACACUACAAGAUACUCUCGGAAUGACCUGCACUUGGAAGACAUACAGACAGACGAGGACAAGCUGAACUGCAGUUUGCUCUCUUCAGAGUCCACUUUUAUGCCCGUUGCAUCAGGACUGUCUCCAGUAUCUCCCACUGUGGAGCUGAGGCUACAGGGCAUCAACUUGGGCCUAGAAGAUGAUGAUGACGAUACAGGUGAAGCUGUGCAAAAGCUAGAAAGCCAGGACUUGGACAAGGACAAGGAAAAACCUUUGUGGGAUACAGAUGAGAGUUCUGCUCAAGUGCUGAAAAGUAAGAUGAGUGCAGAAGUAAAGGAGAAAGCGGGGCUGUUUCCUUGUCCCAAGUCAGUGCUUAUCAAUGCUCUCUUGAAGGAAGAUAACCAUGGUCUUACAUCUUUUCCGGAGUCAGUUGGACAUAGCGUGUCCCAUGUAGAGCCAAACAGUGAAGAAACCAUGUCUUCCACCACUUCAGAGAAAUCUCCCUGCAGAAUUUUUACCGAGAGAUCUGUUGCUUUGGGACAAGAUAAAGUCACCCUUCAGAAACUGAAUGCAGCCGCCACUAAGCUUCAGGCCUGUUGGCGGGGCUUUUAUACCAGGAACUACAGUCCACAAGCCAAAAGAGUACGUUAUGAAAUCCGGCUGCGCAGAAUGCAGGAGCACAUUGUCUGCCUGACCGAUGAAGUAAGGAGAUUAAGAAAAGAAAGAGAUGAAGAGCGUGUGAAAGCUUCUGUACAAGAAGAAGCUGUCAGAUUCCUUUGGAACGAGGUGAGAUCCCUACAAGCUUGGCAACGGACGGUGGAGCAGCGUCUAACUUCCUGGCAUACCGAUGUACCUCCUAUAUCUAGUACUCUAGUGUCACCUAAAGCUCCAAUAUUUCCACAGCGUCAGGCCCUCGCUUCUGAUCAGAAUCCUGAUUGGCUCCUUGCUGAGGCUGAAGCGUCUCAAGAGAGAUCUGUUCCAGAAUUCCCAGACUCUGGUUUUCAUUCCUCCCUAACAGAACAAGUUCACUGUUUGAAGGAUUCUUUGGAUUUUGAAAAGAGUUCCAUAGAAAGCAGUGAAAGCUCCAUGUUGGGGAAUUCCUCGGACACAGUGAAAUACGGCGGAGACGCCAACUUAGAGGCCAUGAGUGGGGAGCACGCAGACUGUAGCAAGGAAAGCUCCAACAGCGAGCAGGACAACAGCCUGCUCGAACAGUAUUUAUCUUCAGUCCAGCAGCUGGACGAGGCCGAUGAGAGAACAGAUGCUGACGAUGUGGCAGGAGACAGUACGUGCCACGUAGCUGGUUCCCCCGAAGGGUUGGAUGCCUCCUCCGAGAUCGAGGCUCCUGGAGUAUCUCCCCCUUUACAGGAUGAGAUUAGCCAGACCCCAGAGAAUUGUAAGUUAAAUGCGGACGUUCAAGGGCAGCAGCCGGAAUGUGAUUCCGCAUUUCAGGUGUUGCAUGUGGGUGUCACUGUGUAGCCUGUCUGAUUUAACUGGGGAACAGAGAUUCACUUGGAUUUUCUCAGUGUUCUCAGUUGCUUCUUUUCUUUUGCAGGGGGGCAGUCUUUCUCCCAUUUUGUUAUUGUUUCUAUAAAACUUGUAUUUUGUUCCGUAUUUUUCAGAUUUGACAACUUGAGCUAAGUCUUCAUUUUGAUUGUACUAAUGUACUAAAAAUAUUGAUAUUAAAAGGCAUAUGCACUUU
This is a messenger RNA of Microtus ochrogaster (prairie vole), 2831 nucleotides long. It is a transcript of the gene Cep97, whose product is annotated as centrosomal protein 97. Gene Ontology annotation, biological process: negative regulation of cilium assembly. Gene Ontology annotation, cellular component: centrosome. The transcript has 10 exons. Gene Ontology annotation, molecular function: protein binding. Lineage: Eukaryota; Metazoa; Chordata; Mammalia; Rodentia; Cricetidae. The coding region runs from base 65 to 2608 and encodes 847 amino acids. The record is from RefSeq and is a predicted model, not a curated record.